Messenger RNA from Sphenostylis stenocarpa, 1263 nucleotides. The record is from the annotation of a GenBank genome assembly. NCBI's taxonomy places the organism in Eukaryota, Viridiplantae, Streptophyta, Magnoliopsida, Fabales, Fabaceae.
AUGGUUUUGAGAGGUAUAUCAGAUAAAAGGAUGGUAGUGGGUGUUGUCAGAGUUCACCGUUUUCUGUGUUCACUCUCCUUUUGUCGCUCUCAACGUUCCUCCUCUCUCUCUCCACGACUAUUUUCCGCUAUGGCCGAAGAAUUUGUGAAGGGCACUGUUCAUCAAAACGGCGUCGCUGUCAUAACCCUCGAUCGCCCCAAAGCUCUCAACGCCAUGAACCUAGACAUGGAUGUAAAGUAUAAAAGUUAUCUUGAUGAAUGGGAAUCGGACCCAAGGGUCAAAUGUGUACUGGUUGAUAGCAGCUCUUCCCGUGCCUUUUGUGCCGGUAUGGAUAUUAAAGGGGUUGUUGCUGAAAUACAAAAGGACAAAAACACUCCUUUAGUGCCAAAGGUCUUCACUGCUGAGUAUUCUCUUAUAUGCAAAAUUUCUGAUUACACGAAGCCAUAUAUAAGCUUCAUGGAUGGAAUAACAAUGGGUUUUGGAAUUGGUUUAUCUGGUCAUGGCCGAUAUCGCAUCAUAACAGAGAGAACUGUUCUUGCCAUGCCAGAAAACGGAAUUGGUUUGUUCCCAGAUGUAGGUUUCGCUUAUAUAGCAGCUCAAAGUCCUGGGGAAGGAUCUGUUGGUGCUUAUCUUGGAUUGACUGGAAAGAGGAUUUCUACUCCUUCAGAUGCUAUAUAUGCUGGUCUUGGAACACAUUACGUGCCAUCUGGAAAAUUAGGUUCAUUCAAGGAUGCCCUUUUAGCCACAAACUUUUCCCAGGAUCCACAUCAGGACAUCAAAGUACUUUUAGCAAGAUAUGAGUCCAACCCUGAGUCUGAGGCACAGUUAAAAUUGCUGUUACCUCAGAUUGUAUCUUCAUUCGGAGGAAAUAAGUCAGUCACUGAAAUCAUUGAGGAGCUAGAUAAACACCAGUCAAGCACUGACCCUAAUGUCGUGGAGUGGGCUAGCGAAGCUCUCCAAGGCCUCAGAAAAGGUGCUCCUUUUUCCCUUUCCUUGACCAACAAGUACUUCUCUGCAGUUGCUUCUGCAGUGGGGAAGAAUGAUGAUGAACUAUCCACGCUCAAUGGCGUAAUGAAAACUGAGUAUCGUAUUGCCUUGAGGUCUUCACUACGAGAUGAUUUUUCAGAAGGUGUCCGAGCAGUGCUGGUGGACAAGGACCAGAAUCCACAAUGGAAACCAUCAAGCUUGGAGGAAGUUGAUCCGAAUAAAGUGGAAGCCGUCUUUGAACCAUUAGGACCAGAGGUUGGGGAGUUGGGAGUGUAA